AUGAGAUUAGGGUUUGUUUUAUCAAGGGAUUUUCUCAUAAAGCCUUAUAUUGUGCGUCAAGAAUUAUCAUCUUCAAGGGAAUUUCUUAAGGAUUUUAGCCUUACGUUUUCAAGUGGACAUGCGAGUUUAGAGACCUUAGUCAUAAGGGUUUCUUGGAAUGCAACAAAUAAGAUACAAAUGGCAAGUUUAGAAAAGAAGAAACUCGAAGAGCAGGAUUUUUCCCAAUUAAAGAAAGAUAAAGUUCACAAUGAUAUUGAAAAUGUUGCAUUGAAAGAAGAUUUGGAUAUGGCAAAAAUAUCACAUGAAGAACAUGUUUUGCAGUUAGAAUUGCAAGCUUCUGAAUCUAAAGUUGUCAUAAAAUCUGUCAAAGAUGAAAUGAUAAAAGCAAAAAGACGCUACUCAGAGGAAUACAAGUACUUUGGAAUCAAGAUCAAAGGUCUAGCCGAGGCUGCUGAUGAUUAUCAUGUUCUUCUAACAGAAAAUAGGAAACUAUAUAAUGAAGUUCAAGAUUUGAAAGGAAAUAUCAGGGUAUAUUUUCAAAUUAGACCAUUUCUUUCUGGGCAAAGUCAGAAGCAUACAACAGUUGAGUUUAUUGGUGAAAAUGGAGAACUAAUUAUUAGCAAUCCUCUUAAACAAGGAAACAGAAACCAGUAUGAAAAACUUACAAAAAAACAUAAUAGAACUUUCACGAAUUUCCUAACCAAUUCCCAACUACCUAUAACCAACUCUCAUCUUCUAACCAAUUCUCAAUAA
This is a messenger RNA of Vicia faba (fava bean), 753 nucleotides long. NCBI's taxonomy places the organism in Eukaryota, Viridiplantae, Streptophyta, Magnoliopsida, Fabales, Fabaceae. The record is from the annotation of a GenBank genome assembly.